AUGAGGUGAAUUUUCAAAAAAACAAAAUCAACUUUUAAUAUAUAAGUUUCAGUUCAAAAAAAGAAUUAAAACUUAAAGCGGUUCCUGAUACUUUGAAGCAACGAGUUGUUGAAGUCAAAUUUGGAUUGCAUGAUUCCGAUGUUGGAAAAUCACCAGAUGAUGUUUUCAAAAUCGACGACGAUUUGAUGCUCUCGCAAUUAUCCAAAAAUAGUUUGCAUAAUGGUUUGAUAAUUGGUGAUAGAAUUUUGAAGAUCAAUGGAACUCCGGUGAAAAAUAAAAAUCAGACGGCAGGGAUUUUGAAAGGUGGUGAAUUUACAUUGGAAGUUGCCAGAAGAGAACAUAUUCAUGUUGUGCCACAAGAAAGAAUGAAAUUUUUAAUGAGACCCGGAUAUUCGUAUUUCAUUGUUGUUGCAGUUCGGGUGAGUAUUCACGGAACUUUGAGAAGGAAAAUGAGUAUUUCGGAACAAUUUUCGUUCAAUAUUCGAGGAAUUAUAUAAUUCCCCAAAUAUAUGGGAUAGCCAUUUUAAAUGUUCUUUGUAUCUAGAAACGCGCCGACCCUUUUGAGAAUCUUGGAUUCAUUUUUUUUCAAAAUCACAAAUCGGCAAAAUUUUCAGUUUUCAUAAACGAGUUGCAAAUUGCAUAACAUCAUCUCGCAAAAAAAACCCUAGCGAAUCACUUCAAAAUGAUGUCUUUUCAGCCACAAAACGUCUCGCCAACAGCUCCACUCGGUUUUACAAUUAAAGCCGUCAAAAAUCGUGCACUUCUAACUACGGUAAUCAUUUCCUUUCUUAUCAUAUACUUCUUUUCCUCAUUUUUUCAGAUUGAACCUGGCAGUUUGUCAAGUUUCUUUUUUGCGUUGGGAGAUUCGAUCUUGGAUUUUGAAGGUGCUCCAAUUCCAUUUAAUGACACGAAUUUCAUUCGAGAAGAAGUUGGAAAGUUUCAAAAGUAAGUUUUUUUCCAAUUUUUCAAAAAGAUAGAAAUCCGAAACAUAUUAUUAUAAUAUAUUGUAGGAACGGUAAAUUUACCGUGUUGGUCGAGCGCCCGGUGAAUGUGAAUACGUUGAAUGAAUUUCGCCGAUAUCUUUUGUCAAUAAUGCCAGUUGAAAGUGAUAUCGAAAUGGCAGCAGAUGCAAAAGCAAUCGGAUUAGAAGCCAGUAAUAUGCAUGCAAUGAUUUUCAAGAAAUUGAAACCUCCAAGUAUUUUAACAUCGGAAGUUCGCAAGAAAACGAAAGCGACUAAAGCUAGUGCUACUUGUGAUGCAGAUGAUAAAAAUAUAAAAAUAUCAACUGCUUCAACAGAAAUGAGAAUUAAUAGUGAUGUUGAAGAUGAAGAUGAUUUGAAAGAUGUUGUGAAGAAAAGUCAUGCCGCUUCUGCUAAUUCCGGAUUCUUUGAUGAUGAAUAA
Messenger RNA from Caenorhabditis angaria, 1401 nucleotides. The record is from the annotation of a GenBank genome assembly. NCBI's taxonomy places the organism in Eukaryota, Metazoa, Nematoda, Chromadorea, Rhabditida, Rhabditidae.